AGCUGCUCACGCCAGAGGUCACCACAACGGAUCGCAAUCCGCAUCAUGGAUCAGUCCUACCCUAUCGAAAUGCAUUCCUGUGGUGAACCAUCCCCCCCGGAGGAGCAUCUGGAGCAAAGCCAGGAGGGCACAUCUUCCGUGCAACAACAGCCAGAAUGUGACCAUCCUCCAGAGGAAGAAAAUGAACAGCAAAGCCAGGAGGGCACAUGUUCCGUGCAACAACAGCCAGAAUGUGACCAUCCUCCAGAGGAAGAAAAUGAACAGCAAAGCCAGGAGGGCACAUGUUCCGUGCAACAACAGCCAGAAUGUGACCAUCCUCCAGAGGAAGAAAAUGAACAGCAAAGCCAGGAGGGCACAUGUUCCGUGCAACAACAGCCAGAUUUGUCGAAGAAGAAGAAAAAGAUCAGGAGGCGCUGCAUGCUUAUAACGCAGAAUAAUACGCCAGUGUCAAGACUAGAGACUGACUAGAACUGCCUGACGUGCCCGGAUCGCACAUCACGCUUUCUUUCUCUCUGUGUGUGUGUGUGUGUGUGUAAAAAAAAUAAAAAAUAAAAAAAAUAAAAAAAAUAAAAAUAAAAAAUAAAUAAAAUAAAAUAAAAAAAAUUAAAAAAAAUAAAAUAAUCCAAAAAAACAAAAAAAUCCCCCCCCCAAAAACAAACAAACAAACAAACAAAAACUUUCCUAUUCCUAUUCUAAUCUGACUUAAAUAUUUUUUAAUCAAUGAUUGAACCAAUUGCCGUAUGGCAAUACAUUUUGGGGUUCACUAACACACCAUCAAUUCCAUAAUUGGGACAAACAUCCAACAGAGACCCUGCACACAGAGUUCUGUAAAACCAUCCUAAAAGUGCACAGAAACACCACGAACAAUGCGUGCAGGGCAGAAUUGGGCAGAUUUUCUUUUUUUAUUUCAUUUUUUUAUUUUUUUUAUUAUAAACACACAGAGAAGAGCAAUCAACAUCUGGAAACAUCUAAACGAGAGCUACCCCCAACCUUAUCAUUAUAAAGCCCUGAAACACCAAGAACUGAGCAGUGAUCCCUGAUUUGGGAUUUGGAGUUACUGAAACAAGGAAAUCUGAAUCACUUAGCAUGAACAAGCAAAAACAUGUCAGGUCAACAGAUUUCACCCUGAUAUUGUGCCAACAAGAUUCUCUGAGUUACCACAACAAUCAAUUUUCAGAUACACAAUGUUAAUUUGUUUAAUUGGCUGAUUGCACACGCGCACUAAGGCACAUGGAUAAACGCAGGGUUUCUCCGUCUGCAAACCAGGGGCUCAAUUUGAAUGGUGCUUCACAUGCGGUUUCAGAAAGCUUCAUGUGUGGUUAGGAAGACUGAAGCUGAUGAAUAUGAAUACUU
Trichomycterus rosablanca is the source of this 1353-nucleotide messenger RNA. RefSeq lists its product as uncharacterized. The record is from RefSeq and is a predicted model, not a curated record. The transcript has 12 exons. NCBI's taxonomy places the organism in Eukaryota, Metazoa, Chordata, Actinopteri, Siluriformes, Trichomycteridae. The coding region runs from base 46 to 468 and encodes 140 amino acids.